CGAAGCCAAGAGCUUACAGAACCGGCUUUAUAUAUAAUGUAUUUUGUGAUUGUUUUGGAGUUAUGCAUGGGUUAUCUUUCUGCCUUCAUGUCCGUCUGUCUAUUCGAGUUCUUCAGACAACUGGCUGUUUGAGCCACCCUUGCUAAGUGGAAUGUCUCUGCCACACUCUCACGCACACACACACACACUGUCCAGCCAUCCCUCCCGCUCUGCUGUUAAUGAUUAACAGCCGGUCCUGCAGUAGCCGCUCACGGUUCUUCUACUGUAUUUAAAGCAGCGGCUGCCUGUUUACCGAGCAGUAAUGAGAACAAUAACCAUAAAACAGUGAAAAGGAGCCCGGAGCAGGGUGGAGGGAUGCAGAGCCAGGGGCAGAGAUGAGCAGCCAGGAGCACUGGAUGCUCCCUCUUCAGAGAGCGUUCUACCCCAUCCUCGCCAUCAUCGGGAUCCCCUCUAACAUAGUGACCUUCCUGAUCUUCUGGAGGCGGAACUGCAUGCUGUCCAAGUCCAGCACCUACUAUCUGAUGGCUAUCUCGGUGGCGGACACCCUGGUCCUCAUUCUCAUCGUCGUCAUGGAGCUAGUGCUGAAGUUCAACGUUGAGGAGCCCUUCUGGAGCAAGGACCCCUGGUGCAGCCUGAGGGACAUCUUCAACUACGGAGCCUACAACGCCUCCAUCUGGCUGGUGGUCACCUUCACAGCGGAGCGCUUCAUCGCCAUCAACAACUUCAGCCUGAAAGCCAGGUUCUGCACCCCGAAAUGUGCCGUCAUCACCAUCACCCUGGUGUACAUCUGCAGCCACCUGUGUGCCGUCCCCUACUUCUGGUCCAACAAAUCCUACUUCAACGAGAGCACUCACCCCGGGACUCAUGCCUGCAUCUAUGAUCCACUCAUGCCUGGUUUCUACGUGCGCGGGCUGGUGUGGUUCCAGACCGUCUUGGUUUACAUCAUCCCCUUCGUGGUGAUCUUCACCCUGAACGGCUUGACUCUGCGGCAGAUCGUUCUCAGCAACAGGGUCCACGGUGUGGCCGGGGUGUUCCGCCAGUCUGCCAGCCACUUCCAGAGCCAGAAGAGGAAGUCGGUGGUUCUUCUCAUCACCGUUUCCAUGACCUUCGCCUUGCUGUCCAUCACCAGGUUUGUCACCCAGAUCAUCCUCCGCAGCGCGCACUACAACAUCGACCGCACCGAUUACACCAUCCCCAUUAAUGUGGCGGCUGACAUCGGGACCAUGCUGGAUCUCACCAACGCUUCCUUCAACAUGUACCUCUACGCUUGCACGCAGUCCAAGUUCCGCAAGGAGCUGGUGGACUGUGUCAAGAAGGCCCUCUACCCCUGCAGGAGCUGCAAGCCCCUACGUUCGGACUACCCUUCCAUCAUCUUCCACCUGUAGUCUGGCUGCUGCAGCGCUCUGCAGUCUUUGCUCGAAGCAGCUGGUUUCUUUCUUUCUGUCUGUAGUGUGUGGUAGGGCCUCCAUGAAAGCAUGCUAACUUGAGAACUUGAAUUCACCUGAAGGCGACCUGCGGUUAGUUUGAAAUGUUCUGGUGUGAGACCAAUUGUAGCAGAAUGGCAAUGUUUUUAGUUAGCUUUCCAGUGGCUUCUAAAUGGGAUCUUUAUAAACGAACGAAGUACGAAAGGGAAGCUGAAUCAAGUUGUGAAGUAUAAGAUGAUCUGAUUUGCUAUCCUAACAUCUUUUUAAACAGUUGUAAUUCAAUUAUAAAAACAAUGAUUAUCCAACCCCCCCCCCCAAUCCCAAUUAGUUCAGACA
This is a messenger RNA of Acipenser ruthenus (sterlet), 1760 nucleotides long. Its product is annotated as probable G-protein coupled receptor 139. Lineage: Eukaryota; Metazoa; Chordata; Actinopteri; Acipenseriformes; Acipenseridae. The record is from RefSeq and is a predicted model, not a curated record. The transcript has 2 exons. Gene Ontology annotation, biological process: G protein-coupled receptor signaling pathway. Bases 375 to 1385 code for a protein of 336 amino acids. Gene Ontology annotation, molecular function: G protein-coupled receptor activity. Gene Ontology annotation, cellular component: membrane.